Molecule: messenger RNA, 297 nt
Organism: Miscanthus lutarioriparius
Lineage: Eukaryota; Viridiplantae; Streptophyta; Magnoliopsida; Poales; Poaceae
Source: the annotation of a GenBank genome assembly
AUGGCGGCGGCACCGCAGCAGCAAGAUCCUGGCGGUAGUGGGACACCAUGGCGUUCUCCCCCAAGAAGAGUUGUGCCACCGCUUUCUCUUGAUGAGUGUGGCAGGGCGCCUGGCGCACUCCCCAACAUGCGCACGGUGGCCCUUGGUCCCGUGGCUGGAGAUGACAAUAGUCUUUCCAUCGAUGCCGAGCAGGAACUACUCUACGUGCCUUCUCAAGCCGGCAACGGGAAGAAGAUUCAAGAACACACGAAGCCAUGCGCAAAUCUACACGAAGGAGAACCUGCAAAAAGCUGUUAG